AUGUCGCCAAUUGAUGGAAGCAAGAAGAGCAAGUCGGGCCGAAGCAGUCGGUGCAGCAGUGGCAGAACGAGGGUUCGUGGCGGCUACCGGCCCGUUGCGGCGCUCAACCUGUCACGGGUGGACUCGGACGACGAGCUACGCGAGGCGACGACGGUGCUUGCGGUCGCGGUCGAGACCUGCGGGCGUGUGGGCGGUUACGCGGAGCGCCGAGCCAGGAAAGCUGAGCAGUGCUGGGCCGGACUACCGGUAUUCUCGGACGUGGCCGAGCACGGUCAAAUAAACAACAUAUGCCAAUUCUCUCUCAGUUCUGCAGAUUCGGAGCCUCUGUUUUUGACGCCGCUAAUUGAGCAGAACAAAUGCCAUGAAGCAAGGGCCAGAAGCCGAGUGGACCUUUUCGCAAAAAAGGCAAAGGCCACGGCUCACUCUGGCUUCAUCACUGUGAACAAGACGACCGGGAGCAACCUGUUCUUCCUCUACGUACAGGCGCAGCAAAACCCUUCGACCGCGCCACUGAUGCUAUGGACGCAAGGUGGUCCGGGUCUCUCCUCCCUGUUUGGGCAGUUCCUCGAGAUCGGACCCCUAGCCAUCGACGCCGACGGAAAGCUGCACAAGCGGCUACACACUGUACAGAAAGACGCGAGCGUCAUCUACCUCGACGUGCCCGUCGAAGCCGGCUACAGUUUUACGAAGGACCCCUCAUGGCUACGCACAAAGUCUCGAAGACAUCAGCGCCGCGGUCGUGGAAUUCCUGAGGCAGUUCUUGGUGCUGUUCCCGCAAUACAAGGAGCGGGAUUUCUACGUCGCCGGAGAGUCUUACGGAGCAAGAUACGGCAUCGGAAUCGCAUACCACCUGCUCACCGCGCAAGUCAAACGGUUGCCACUGAACUUCCGAGGAGCCGUCGCGGGAGUCGGAUUCCUCGGACCAAUCUUGGAGAUAACAGAUUCGAGCGAAUUCCUCUACCAAUCGUCGAUGGUCACCCAGGAAGGUCGCGAUAUAUUCGCGAAAGAAUUCGAAAAAAUGAAGAGCCUCUUCGCCGAGGGCAAGCAACUCGAUGCCAUGACGAUCUUGCUGCGUACCAUCUUCACCGACGACAAGAGACCCACCUUGUUUCAAAAUCUCACCCUCUACCACAGCCAGGCGAGUGCGUUGUACUCCGAAGAGCCCGCGAACAUGCGCAAGUACUACGAAUACGCGAACACGAAAAUGUUCAGGGAAGCAAUACACGUAGGGCACGAUGUCCAGUUUCAACGGCAUAACCGAGUUCUGCUCAC
This is a messenger RNA of Rhipicephalus sanguineus (brown dog tick), 1272 nucleotides long. RefSeq lists its product as uncharacterized. NCBI's taxonomy places the organism in Eukaryota, Metazoa, Arthropoda, Arachnida, Ixodida, Ixodidae. The coding region runs from base 1 to 1257 and encodes 418 amino acids. Gene Ontology annotation, molecular function: serine-type carboxypeptidase activity. The record is from RefSeq and is a predicted model, not a curated record. The transcript has 5 exons. Gene Ontology annotation, biological process: proteolysis.